This is a messenger RNA of Lottia gigantea (owl limpet), 2053 nucleotides long. RefSeq lists its product as hypothetical. The record is from RefSeq and is a predicted model, not a curated record. Gene Ontology annotation, cellular component: cytosol. The transcript has 8 exons. NCBI's taxonomy places the organism in Eukaryota, Metazoa, Mollusca, Gastropoda, Lottiidae. Gene Ontology annotation, molecular function: protein serine/threonine phosphatase activity. Gene Ontology annotation, biological process: mitotic cell cycle; peptidyl-serine dephosphorylation. Bases 100 to 1032 code for a protein of 310 amino acids.
CCGAAGAACAGUAUGGAAUGUGUACUGUGGAAGGUGUACUGAAACGAUUCUCAAUGAAAGGACUGGCCCAGAUAAUCAUAGUUUAAAAAUUCACACAAAAUGGUUGAGGAUCGGACGACAGCCAAAGAACUAGAUCAGUGGAUUGAGCAGUUGAACGAAUGUAAGCAGUUGUCAGAAAAUCAAGUGAAGAUUCUUUGUGAAAAGGCCAAAGAUAUUUUGUCAAAAGAAUCAAAUGUUCAAGAAGUAAAAUGUCCAGUAACAGUGUGUGGAGAUGUUCAUGGACAGUUCCAUGAUUUAAUGGAACUGUUCAGAAUUGGAGGAAAAUCUCCUGAUACUAAUUAUUUAUUUAUGGGUGAUUAUGUUGAUAGAGGUUAUUAUUCAGUAGAAACAGUUUCCCUUCUAGUCGCUUUAAAGGUACGGUACAAGGACAGAAUCACAAUUUUAAGAGGUAACCAUGAAAGUAGACAGAUUACUCAAGUAUAUGGUUUUUAUGACGAAUGUUUACGGAAAUAUGGUAAUGCCAACGUGUGGAAAUAUUUUACAGAUUUAUUUGAUUAUUUACCUUUAACAGCCCUUGUUGAUCAACAGAUAUUUUGUUUACAUGGUGGUUUAUCACCCUCUAUAGAUACCCUUGAUCAUAUACGAGCUUUAGAUAGAUUACAAGAAGUUCCGCAUGAGGGUCCAAUGUGUGAUUUAUUAUGGUCUGACCCUGAUGAUAGAGGAGGAUGGGGCAUUUCACCAAGAGGUGCAGGAUACACUUUUGGUCAAGAUAUAUCAGAAACCUUUAAUCAUAGUAAUGGCUUAACAUUAGUGUCCAGGGCUCAUCAGUUGGUAAUGGAGGGUUAUAAUUGGUGUCAUGAUAGAAAUGUUGUAACUAUAUUUAGUGCUCCCAAUUAUUGUUAUAGAUGUGGCAAUCAGGCCGCUAUAAUGGAGUUAGAUGAUGCUCUCAAAUAUUCUUUCUUACAGUUUGAUCCUGCACCACGUCGUGGUGAACCACAUGUAACAAGACGAACACCAGAUUAUUUCUUGUGAAAAACAGGAGCAAUAAAUUUAAAUAUAGUAGUGAAUUAUUAUUGUGUUUUGUUGGGCAAAACUAUUCAUUUAGACCUGGUGAUUUUCAUUUUUACUAACUACAUGACAUUGUACAUUGGCCGAACAAAUCACAUUCAAAUUUAGUACAGAUAUUUUACAUGGAAAUAGCAAUAUCGUAAUGACAUUUAGAAAUUUGCCCAUACUUUCAAGCAUCAGUGGUGCCAAGUAUUAUCUUCAAUCUUCGAUCUUUAUAAGAAUUCUUACCUUUGUACUUAGACAAAUCAAACUUUUUUUUAUGUUCUUGACAACAAUAACGCAAGUCUCAUAUUGUCAUUGUAAACGUUGAUUGUUUUUAUUCGAAUUGUUGGGUAAAUUAAUAUGAAAUAAUCACAUUAUAAUCAAGUUGUGCAACAUUUUAGACAUUACAUAAUUUUAUGUCGAUCCAUUUGAGAUAUCUAGAUUCAAAAGUUCUUAAAAGUAUAUAAUCAAAUUUGUCAAGAUUAUGCAGGCUAGCUUGCUAUUUAAAGGGCAUUUGAUUCUCUCAAUGUGGUUAAAUAUUUAAGUUUAUUUUUAACAGUUCAUGUAAUGUUAAUAGAAUUAUACUUUACAGCAGGAAUGCAGAAAUAUUGGAUUUUUGUAGGUUUUGCUUGUACAUUUUGCAACAAUUUUUUCAAUUUAAAGGGAAUAUCAAGUAGAAUUUUACUAAAUCUGCAUAUUUAUAUUUUUGAAUUAUAAGUUAGAUUUCUGCAUACCUGAAACAGUAUUGUAUAUAAUAUAAAUAAAUAUCACAAUAUAUUGAGAAAAGCUGUGUUAAAAGCUUCAUUUGUUGUCAGGUGUUGUUUCUGUCUUUUUUCUUUAACAAAAUGAAUGUCCAAGGAGAAGUCAUGAAGUAUUCUGUAUAGUUUAUUAGCUUCUACCCAUUUCCCAACUUUUAUUUCAAUAGCUGGAUACAAUUAUUGUUGAUAUUAUCCACAUGUAAAAUAAAUUAUUAAAUGUAUUUGGUUUAUAUCUAUGGUAACUA